Trypanosoma grayi is the source of this 1344-nucleotide messenger RNA. RefSeq names its product putative peptide chain release factor 1. The transcript has a single exon. Gene Ontology annotation, molecular function: translation release factor activity. Gene Ontology annotation, biological process: translational termination. NCBI's taxonomy places the organism in Eukaryota, Euglenozoa, Kinetoplastea, Trypanosomatida, Trypanosomatidae. The coding region runs from base 1 to 1344 and encodes 447 amino acids. The record is from RefSeq and is a predicted model, not a curated record.
AUGCGGAAUGCACGUUGUUUCCUAUUUGGAGCUGGUGGGACACAAGGUGGAGUCAAGAAGGUGACACAUGGGGGCGCUAUACCGUAUCAGAAAUGGCUUCUCACGGAAGGAGCUCGAGCUCUUUUGGCACCUGUGCAUCACCCACUGGUGACAGAGUACUUUAUUCGCCUAAACCAAAAGCGAGUGGAACUCGAAAAGUUACACGAACACGGAGAAGUGGAUGCACUUCGUUUACUCAAAAACAAAGUGGAUGGAAAACCCUUUGAUCACAUACAAUGGAAUAUUCAAUACCGAGAUGAACUUGACGUUGCGGAGGAGAUAUCUGGGUACCUUGGCAAAAUCAAUGAUAACAUUAUGCUGAGAGAUCAGAUUCGUUUGCAAGAAAAACCAAACAAGGAGGAUCAGGAUCUUUUACCGAUGGUGGAGGAUGAUAUAAAAGAUCUCUUACACCAGAUAGAGGGAAUGGACAAUCGCGUCAAUGCUGUGAUGGCGCGCCGUCUUGAGUCUGGCGAUGCACUAGGGUCAUCCAGUCGGACAUGGAUAAUGGAAGUCACCGGUAAAGCGGGUGGCGAGGAGGCUUCUUUAUUUGCUACGGAGUUGGCGGAGGUGUACAAAACAUACGCAACUGAGCUUAAAGAAUGGUGUGUUGGGUCUGUUGAGGAUGGGAACGAUGGUGAGGCCACUGCGUCGGGGGCUCCGGCAGUUGUUAGUACCGGACUAAAGUUUCAGGUGACGGGCGACGGUGUGUAUCGCAACCUACGCCACGAGAUUGGUGUUCACAAGGUGCAACGGGUUCCUGUUACAGAUCAAGACGGUAAAAUGCAAACUUCCACAGCUGUGGUGACGCUGAUGCCGGUGCUUGACCCUGUUUCCGUGGAUGUCCACGAGAGUGAUUGUAAAAUUGAGUUUGUGAGAGGUUCUGGUCCCGGUGGCCAGGGCAUGCAAAGCAGCUCUAACGCAGUUUGUCUUACUCAUAAGCCCUCUGGUAUCUCUGUGAAGUGCCACCAGUCACGAUCAGCCUUGGGUAACAAGGAGCUCGCGUUACAAACGGUCGCGCAGCAGCUGUUGGUGAGACGUAUAAAAGACCAAAAUUCUUCUCUGCACGAGGCGUGGAAAAAUCAGUGGAGCAGUGGCGAACGAUCAGACAAGAUGCGUACAUACAACUAUCCCCAGAACCGAGUGACUGAUCAUCGACUUGGCAAGGACUUCCCCUUGACUACGUUUAUGAGUGGUGGUGCUGGAUUAAUGAGUCUCCACGAUGACCUAAAUGCAGUGGACGACAGACAACAGUUAAUUGCAGUUCUGCUUCGACACAUAGAGGGUGAAUUUGGCAGUGUGGUAUGA